UGUUAAAAGGAACUGAAAAAAUCAAUACUCCAAGUCCCCGAGCUCCUUAGCCAAAACCCCUAAAAGCAGAGAGAAAGAAUCGAGAGCUUAGAUGGAGGGAGGUUGUCUAACAUUCACUACUGCCUCGGCACCAACAAGACCUUCAACCUUAUUCAAUUACAAUCCCACAGUUACCAAACAAUUUUACAGAAAUUCACUACAAAAUACUAUUACACAUGAUAAACGAAGAGGAGGAUUAUCAAUAAAAGCAUCGACCCACAAUUUUUCUACAACAAAGCCGACACUAUCUCGGAACUGGGAUGUUUCGAGUUACUCAAAAGCACCUUCUUGGUUGCCCAGAUUUGAAGAACUUGAUACUACCAAUAUGCUUCUUCGUCAAAGGAUUAUCUUCUUGGGUUCUCAGGUAGAUGAUACGACUGCAGAUUUUGUUAUAAGCCAGCUAUUAUUUCUUGAUGCCGAAGAUCAGAAAAAGGACAUCAGAUUGAUCAUUAAUUCACCUGGUGGUUCAGUAACUGCUGGGAUGGGAAUCUAUGAUGCUAUGAAAUUGUGCAAGGCUGAUGUUUCUACAAUCUGCAUGGGACUGGCUGCAUCGAUGGGUGCGUUUCUCCUCGCAUCUGGCAGCAAGGGAAAGAGGUACUGCAUGCCGAACGCAAGGGUGAUGAUUCAUCAACCACUUGGAACUUCUGGUGGUAAAGCAACGGAGAUGAGUAUACGGAUCAGAGAAAUGGCAUACCACAAGAUUAAGCUUAACAAAAUACUAUCAAGAAUUACUGGCAAGCCUGAAGAAAAGAUUGAAGUGGAUACAGAUCGUGAUAAUUUCAUGAAUGCUUGGGAGGCUAAGGAAUACGGAUUGGUUGAUGCUGUUAUCGAUGAUGGCAAACCAGGAUUGGUCGCACCAACUGCAGAUGCCACAGCUCCGCCAAAAACACGAGUUUGGGAUAUGUGGAAGAUUGAAGGAAGCAAGAAGGCAAAGAAAAAUUUGCCUUCUGAAGAAAGGAUGUUGCAAAAUGGGUAUGUGAGUAGUCAAGAUGAUGAGCAAAAGAGCAAUGAACAGAAAGAUGAAGCACCUACUCCUCUAUAGUGUAUUGGGAUACAUGUAACAUGUGGCCUUCAACAAAUGUACUAGUCGUAUUCAAUUUGAGAUGUCGUCUCAGGGAUUAAUUGUAGAUUAAUACUUACUUUAUAUUAUGCUCGAGGUCUCUUGAGCUUUCUGUUGUACCAAUGUCUAUUGUUUUUAAGGUUGUUUAAUAGUAUUUGAAUUGGUAUUUUGUUAA
This is a messenger RNA of Nicotiana tabacum (common tobacco), 1274 nucleotides long. Its product is annotated as ATP-dependent Clp protease proteolytic subunit 3, chloroplastic. Gene Ontology annotation, biological process: protein quality control for misfolded or incompletely synthesized proteins. The record is from RefSeq and is a predicted model, not a curated record. Gene Ontology annotation, molecular function: ATPase binding; serine-type endopeptidase activity; ATP-dependent peptidase activity. Gene Ontology annotation, cellular component: endopeptidase Clp complex. NCBI's taxonomy places the organism in Eukaryota, Viridiplantae, Streptophyta, Magnoliopsida, Solanales, Solanaceae.